UAACUAACAAAGUUAUUACCCUGUAAUAGCUUGGUAUUAACAAUGUUUAUAUCUGGGUAAUAUUAGAAAAAAUAAUAAUAAAGAUAGCAACGAGGCAACACUAUUUAGUAAUAGUAUAGUAAUAUUUUGGUAACAGCUUAUAUAAAUGAUUAAAAGGUAUAACAAUAAAAAUGGUAAUAAGGUGACCUUAAUGGGGUAAUAACCUAAUAAUAAUGGGGUUAUAUAGGUUGAUGUUUUCACAAUAUUAUUGGCUAAUGAUAGCGUAAUACCAUGAAAAUGCAUGAAAAUUCUUGGAAGUCAAAAUUGGUGAUUUACCAUAUUAUAAUGCUGAAACUCAUCCUCCCUUUUAUGUUAAACUUGCCAUUUGUUUCAAGGUAAAACUGUACACAUGAUUAAUGCUGUGACUUGUUACCUGGAACAACUUGUGGUCAUUUCUGUCCAAUCACCAUGAAUCAGGGCUGCGAAAUGUUAACCCACCUGUUUCUUUUUCUUGAAUUUUCUUAAUUUAUAAAAUAGAUUUAACUGAAGUAUAACACUUUUCCCAUAUUGUCUGUUUAACAGUUUAAAGCCCUAUAAUGACUAUUUCUUUUAACAAUGGACAGAUAAUCACCUGAUUUUGCAGUUCUCCUCAGCUCUGCACAGUGUUUUAGAUACUUUCAGCUCACUGUUUUGGUUUUGCUACUCUAAUUAGCAUCAUUUUCAGAUGCAGCAGGCAGCUGUUUUCAGCUGGAGCACCCUAAAAUCUGACUGUACGCUACCUGCUCAGCACCAAACAGCAGACAGACUAAGCACCUCAGUAAUGUCAGUGUCAGCUACUGAUGCAGAUGACCCGAUGACAGAAAACGCUUAUCUGAGCUACUCUAUCAUUGGCCAGGAGAGCAUUCCUGCCAACGCUGUCACCAAGACUAUGUUUGGUAUCAACAACGAGACAGGAACCAUCUACACAAGAGACGUAGGCCUGGACCGAGAGGUGGUGAAAAGUUUCCGAUUAAAACUGCAGGUUGGCGAUAUGGGAGGCAUGGGAUUAACGAGUGAAGCUGUGGCGUUCAUACAUGUCUCUGACAUCAACAACCACGCCCCACAGUUCAGCCCGGCCUCGUACAGUAUGACAGCGGUGGAGAAUCUAGGCCGGAUCGAGAAUAUGGACUAUGAGAUCGGCCGGGUGAAUGUGACAGACGGAGAUGAUCGUGGAACUGGAAACUGGGAGGCAAAGUACUUUAUUGCCAACGACCCUGAAGGCAACUUUGCCAUCAGUACGGAUCCUGCCACCAACGAGGGCAUUCUGACAGUGGUGAAGGGUCUGGAUUAUGAAGCACAGCAUGAGUACAUCCUAAUUCUGACGGUGGAAAAUGACAAUUUUCUGAGCACCAAGGCUCCCAACCUCCCAGCGAGCAGCGCUACAGUUGCGGUGACCGUCUUGAACGAGAAUGAAGCUCCACACUUCAGGGAAGACCCCAUACAGAUUGUUGUCCCUGAGUCUGUGGUUCCUGGGACUUUGCUGAAAAGCAAUAUCGCCUUUGACCCUGAUAAUUCUGACCUGAGGUAUGAGAUUAGCAGAGAUCCUGAGAGGUGGCUGAACAUCAACAGAGAGACAGGAGACAUUUCUGCCAGGAGAACCUUCAACAUGCGAUCUCUAAAUGUUAAAAACAAUAUCUACAAUGCUGUUGUCAAGGUUACAGAUGCUGGUGGUUUGUCGACCACUGCCACAGUGGCCAUAACACUGAAGGAGACCAAUGACUUCCCGCCUCAGCUCUUCCCUCUGAGCGGCACUGUGUGUAGGGAUGAGGGCCACAGGAGUUCAGUUCUGGUUGUGACUGCUGUGGAUGAAGACUUUCCUCCGCACGCUGCACCCUUCACCUUUGAGAUGCCUGAUGAGCUGUCAAUCAACUGGACUGUUAUUCAAGUCAACAACACUCAUGCUGUGCUUCAGCCCGUCGUAGAGCUGGAGGCAGGAGAGUAUGUGGUCACAGUGUUUGUGUCCGACUCUGGCAGCCCAGUUCUGAGCGCUUAUGCUCAGGUCAAUGUCACCGUGUGUCUCUGUGACUCCUUCGGAGACUGUAAGUCUGAGGCCAGGGCGAUCCUCGGCUCCAGUGUGGGAAUCAACUUCAUCGCUCUGAUCAUCAUCAUGGCCAGUAUUGCACUCCUACUGUUGCUGCUCCUGCUGGCUGUGGCGGUGACCACCUGUGGGAGACGUCACCAUAUCAAGAAAGGAACAGGUCUACUUGUCGGGGAAUCAGAAGACGACAUCCGUGACAAUGUCUUCAACUAUGAUGAGCAAGGCGGGGGUGAGGAGGACGAGAAUGCCUUUAACAUCGACCUGCUGUGGAAUCCCCAUGAUGCGCCUUCGACCCCGGGGUCCUACUACCCAGGGUCUGGUGUUCCUCGAGGCAAGCAGCCCCUCAGGAAGGACGCCCCUCAUAACCUGCCCUCACCUAUCUAUCCACGGAGGCCUCCAGCGGAUCCCACUGACAUUGAGGACUACAUCAAUGAUGGCCUGGAGGCUGCAGACAACGAUCCUAACGUGCCUCCAUACGACACAGCCCUGAUCUAUGACUUUGAGGGAGAGGGCUCACUGGCAGGCAGCCUCAGCUCCAUUGCUUCAGGCAGCUCUGAUGGAGACCAGGACUACGACUACCUCAACGACUGGGGACCACGCUUUCAGAAACUGGCCAACAUGUAUGACCCACGUUAACGGGGACAGCUCCCCACAGAAAGACCUGUGUGCUUCACCACCAGUUAGGGACACGGAUAAUGCCGCAGGUGUUUUUUCUGGACACAUUUAAAAAUAUUUUAGUCCAGGACAAGUGUGCCAAAGCAAAAAAUAAAUGCUAUGCAAUACCAUGGGCCUUUAAUCUGAUGUGCCUUAGGUUUUAUUGUGGUCAUUUGGACACAGCUGACAAAGUGGCUCAUUACAAAGUUGUGUAGUUAAGCUUAGGAAAAGUAAGUGAGACUGAAGUUGUGAAUUGACAUUAUCCGCAUCGAUGAAAGGGGCUGAGCAUGCUACAAGGUAACUGAAUUUGUGUUGCAAUGAUUGUCCAUGUCUUGUUUAUCCUCAGACUUGGAUUGCUCAGUAAUGAUGCAUACAACAAGGCUGAGAUAUUUAAAUAAAAUCUUUAUGUAUUUCUUUUUUUAUAUAAGUGAUUAUUUUAUAAAAAACUAUUUGCUUUGAUAUUCA
Messenger RNA from Cottoperca gobio, 3175 nucleotides. It is a transcript of the gene cdh15, whose product is annotated as cadherin 15, type 1, M-cadherin (myotubule). Gene Ontology annotation, biological process: calcium-dependent cell-cell adhesion; cell migration; cell-cell junction assembly. The transcript has 11 exons. The record is from RefSeq and is a predicted model, not a curated record. NCBI's taxonomy places the organism in Eukaryota, Metazoa, Chordata, Actinopteri, Perciformes, Bovichtidae. Bases 704 to 2692 code for a protein of 662 amino acids. Gene Ontology annotation, cellular component: adherens junction; catenin complex; plasma membrane. Gene Ontology annotation, molecular function: calcium ion binding; beta-catenin binding; cadherin binding.